AGUGGCUGUCUUCUCCCUGAGGCACUAAAUCGAACCCCGUAAAACGUGAACCAAACCAGAAAGCUUCUCAAAAUUAAUGGCGUUGGUAGCUUUCAGAUUCAUCAAUGGACCGCGGCCCGCGCUCCGUCGAGCCUAUACCCCACAAAAAUCUAGGAUCAUACGAGCGUUCUCGGCGAUUAUGUCUCCGCCCUCCAGAGCCGUCGUCUACGACCGCCAUGGUCCUCCAGACAGCGUUACCAGAGUGAUUAACUUACCGCCGGUGGAAGUGAAAGCGAAUGAUGUGUGUGUGAAAAUGCUGGCUGCUCCGAUCAACCCCUCCGAUAUUAACCGCAUUGAAGGUGUAUACCCUGUGAGGCCGGAGGUGCCGGCAGUUGGAGGAUAUGAGGGAGUUGGAGAAGUGCAUUCAGUGGGCUCGGCCGUUCAGGGUCUUUCACCUGGUGACUGGGUUAUCCCAUCUCCACCUUCUUCUGGUACUCUUUAAUCCCAAAAAUGAGUAAACACAAAAA
This is a messenger RNA of Cucurbita pepo subsp. pepo (vegetable marrow), 506 nucleotides long. Lineage: Eukaryota; Viridiplantae; Streptophyta; Magnoliopsida; Cucurbitales; Cucurbitaceae. The record is from RefSeq and is a predicted model, not a curated record.